This is a messenger RNA of Racocetra persica, 139 nucleotides long. Lineage: Eukaryota; Fungi; Glomeromycota; Glomeromycetes; Diversisporales; Gigasporaceae. The record is from the annotation of a GenBank genome assembly.
CUUGACAUAUCUAUUACUAUGAUGACUUCUACAACUCAUGCACCCGGUGAUAAAGUUCUAUUGAUUAAUUCUCCAUAUUCAAAUUCUUUGAAACUUGACGAAAUCUGUGAACAAUUUACGCAACAAGUCACCAAAGACG